AUGCCUGAAUGGAGGUCUCAGUGCCAUCUCGUCCUGCUGAACUCCCUGACAUGUGGCCUAGAGAUCUGUGUGGCAGCUGCAACCACAUAUGUACCCCCGCUGUUGUUGGAAGCGGGCGUGGAAGAGCGCUACAUGACUAUGGUGCUAGGUAUCGGCCCAGUGCUUAGUCUCUUUCUCACUCCGUUUGUGGGCUCAGCAAGUGACAACUGUAACAGUCGUUAUGGCAGACGGCGGCCUUUCAUCUGGCUGCUGUCUUUGGGUGUUCUUAUCGCACUUUUAAUCAUUCCCAAUGCAGACAUUCUGGCCUCAAGCCUGUUCUGGGGUGGAAAAAAGAUCCAGGUGGGCUUCCUGAUUCUUGGUGUAGGACUUCUGGACUUCUGUGGACAUGUGUGUUUCACUCCACUGGAGGCUCUGCUGUCAGACCUGUAUCGAGAAGAGGAAGAGUGUGGACAAGCUUUUGCAAUGUUCUCCUGUAUGGUGAAGGGCUCUAUAGUGGAGUACCGAAUGCAGCUCCAGGAAGUGUCUCUAGACAAAGAUAUGAUGAAGGUAUUCGCAUGGGCAGCCUGGUCGACUGGUUCAGCGUUUUGGCUCUCGACAAGUCUAUGUGAGCAGUAUGUCAUGGCAGCCCUCACUGGCUUUGCCUACGCCACUAUACAGACGCUGCCUUAUACACUUACCUGCCACUACCAUAAAGAAAAAGAGGUUUACAUGCCAAAAAGCGUGUCUAAAAUACACAUGAACAAAAUCGUAGCCAACAGGGACCCCAUAUAUUUAGCCUCACUCGAUGUGGAGAGUCGAGUGAAUCCUCAAGCUGAUGCCUAUGGACAGAACCUGCUCGGCCAGGACGCUAGCGAUUUCUGCUCGAGUGCUGCCAGUGUUGUCAGCUCAGGCCACAGUCCAAGUAGCACUGAACCCCAGGAUGACACAGAUGCUGGGUUUGAGAAGCGAGGUGUCGGGCUAGACUUUGCUAUUUUAGACAGUGCCUUUCUGAUCUCCCAGAGGCCGAGUCCUAAACUUGUGGCGUGCGCUGUGCGCCCACACGCCAAUGGGAACACCAUGACGCCAGGUGCCUCUGUCAGUGGGUGA
Molecule: messenger RNA, 1086 nt
Organism: Knipowitschia caucasica
Lineage: Eukaryota; Metazoa; Chordata; Actinopteri; Gobiiformes; Gobiidae
Source: the annotation of a GenBank genome assembly